AUGGCGCCAGCAGAGACAGACAAGGCUACAGAGAAGGAGCUUCAAAGGAUACGCCGGUUGCCGGAGAAUCGGGUGUGCCCGAACUGUUUGAAGGAGGAAAGCCUGGGAUUUAGUGCAGUUUGCACGACGUUCAAGACGUUCAUCUGCCAUGACUGCAAAUCUGCGCAUCAGAGUUUUUCACAUCGGUGCAAGAGCAUCCAGAUGAGUGUAUGGACCUUGGAUGAGGUCAAGGCUCUGGACGACUGCAACGGCGGCGGAAAUGCUGCUGCUGUGCGCAAGUAUCUCAGAAAAGUCACGCCGAAAGACCGCGUGAAGCAGGCGGCGAGCCGAUUUAUCUGA
Messenger RNA from Symbiodinium natans, 339 nucleotides. The record is from the annotation of a GenBank genome assembly. NCBI's taxonomy places the organism in Eukaryota, Dinophyceae, Suessiales, Symbiodiniaceae.